AUGUCGUAUGUUCGUUCUCUCGCGCUCUCCGGCCCUCGUCUUGUCCUUCUUCCCCCCCCUCUCCCUCUUAUAAACUCCCUUCUGGGUUGUUCCUCGAUUCCCCGGCUCCUAGGAAUCGUUCAGGCUGUUUCCGUUGCCUCCCCCUUUACUUCCCCCUUACCAUCCCCGAUGGCAUCCUUCAUGCAGUCUCUGCCGGUCUGCUCGGCCACUCGCAAGCAGUCAACCGCUGUUCCCUUUUAUUUGCAAAAAGCUUCACAGUCCAGAGUCUCGUCAGGGACGCGUAGCUCCUUCUCCUCGCUAUGUUCUUCCGCUAGAUUGACCCCCUCUCCAAAUACCUGGAGGGUAACAAAAAGAAUCCGUCGAGCUUUUCCUGACUUGCUCUUAGAACUCGCUUCUCGUCACUCCUCCCAAAUCAUCUCUCAGCCCCAAGUUGCCGCCCAGCAAUGUCGGACUUUCCUCGUUCAACUCAAGCGGCAAUCUCAGACUCUUAAGGAAACCCCGGUAUCGCAACCGCCGCCCAACCUGCAACUCACAAACCUCCCUUAUUUCAUCCGUCGCACAGCCUCCAACCAACUCCCCGUAUAUCUCGUUACCAAGGCCGGCGGUACCAAGCAACAAACCAAGCUCCAGAAAACUGAAGGCGAUUUGGAUGCCCUGAGGAACGAUCUGGCGCAGUACCUGGGACUGGAGUCGGGUGACCCCCGCGCUCCCAAGAGCCCGGAUGUCACUAUUAACCGUCUUAACGGUCACAUCAUUGUCAAGUUCCUCCAGGAACGCAACUUUUAA
Molecule: messenger RNA, 786 nt
Organism: Aspergillus niger
Lineage: Eukaryota; Fungi; Ascomycota; Eurotiomycetes; Eurotiales; Aspergillaceae
Product: mitochondrial 54S ribosomal protein mL49
Exons: 3
Coding region: 1-786 (261 amino acids)
Biological process (GO): translation
Cellular component (GO): mitochondrial large ribosomal subunit; ribosome
Molecular function (GO): structural constituent of ribosome
Source: RefSeq, a predicted model, not a curated record